Molecule: messenger RNA, 490 nt
Organism: Phytophthora sojae
Lineage: Eukaryota; Oomycota; Peronosporomycetes; Peronosporales; Peronosporaceae
Exons: 1
Coding region: 12-419 (135 amino acids)
Biological process (GO): DNA-templated transcription
Cellular component (GO): RNA polymerase I complex; nucleus; RNA polymerase II, core complex
Molecular function (GO): DNA binding; DNA-directed RNA polymerase activity
Source: RefSeq, a predicted model, not a curated record
UGAAGAAGAAGAUGGACGACAUGGAGUACGACGACGCGGGCCACGCCGGUAUGGAGGACGAGGAGGUCCCGGAGGAGGAGCUGGAGGAGGAGGUCCCGGCCGACGACGUGUACGAGGGCGGCGACGACAACGGCAACGAGGAGAAGGUGCAGGUGCUGGACGAGUCGCACAAGCAGCCCAACGCGCACCGCAUCACCACGCGCUACAUGACCAAGUACGAGCGCGCCCGAGUGCUGGGCACGCGCGCGCUGCAGAUCUCCAUGAACGCACCGGUCAUGGUGGACAUCGAGGGCGAGACGGACCCGCUCAAGAUCGCCAUGAAGGAGCUGCGCGAGCGCAAGAUCCCCAUCAUCAUCCGCCGGUACCUGCCGGACAACUCGUUCGAGGACUGGAGCAUCGACGAGCUCAUCAUCGAGUAGACAGGGAAUAGAGCGGAGGGAGAAGAGCGUACGUACAUACAUACACAACACACACAACAUCUUUUAUACCG